This is a messenger RNA of Fonticula alba, 1328 nucleotides long. RefSeq lists its product as hypothetical. Gene Ontology annotation, cellular component: COPI vesicle coat. Bases 115 to 1086 code for a protein of 323 amino acids. The transcript has 5 exons. The record is from RefSeq and is a predicted model, not a curated record. Gene Ontology annotation, molecular function: structural molecule activity; protein binding. Gene Ontology annotation, biological process: retrograde vesicle-mediated transport, Golgi to endoplasmic reticulum; endoplasmic reticulum to Golgi vesicle-mediated transport; intra-Golgi vesicle-mediated transport. Lineage: Eukaryota; Rotosphaerida; Fonticulaceae.
CCCCCCCUCCCCCCUUCUCACACAUCUGCACGCCCAUCUUGCCUCCUCUCUCCCUCCCUUCUUUUCUCCCCCUCGCCGCCCCUCCGCCCGCCUUGCCGCACGUCCACACAAACAAUGUCAGGGCAAAUCCAGCUCCGCCUCCUGGCCGACCAGUUUUACCUCGGGGACACCCGCGAGGCCUUGACCUAUGCCAAGCGCCUGGCCGUGUUGCCCGGGACCUCGCCCCUGGCGGCCACGCGUGAUAUCCUCACUGGUCGGGCUAUUGCCGCCUCCGGCAGCCCUGUCCCUCAGGAGCUCGUUGGUCAGUACCCCAUCCUCGGAGCCCUGGGCAACCCGAAUGUCGUGCCCGGCCCCGAGAGCACCCAGCCGCUGAAGACCGCCGAGCGCCUGCUGGCCGCCACACUGGCUGCCUCGCGCCAGAGCUCCCCCGAAGCUGCCUGGGAGCUGCUGGCUCCGUUCGCCGAGAACCCGGGGACCUCCUCGGAGGAUGGCGGCCUGGCCACCGCCGAGGCUGCCGCCCUGGCCGUGGUUCUGCUUCUGCGCCUCGGGCAGGUGGAAUCCGCUCGGGCCACCCUGGCCGAGGUGAAGGUCCAAGCCCAUGCCGAUGACUUGUCCCUCAGCGACUCCGAGGAAACCAUCAUUCGCCAACUGGCCGAGAUUUGGGUCACCCUGGUGGCUCGUGCGCCGCCCUCCGUGGAAAGCCAGCGCUCGGCCUUCUUCACUCUGCGCGAGCUGACCGAGCGCUUCCAGGCCACCCCGAAGCUCCUCUGCGCCCAGGCCACGGUGCACCUGGUUCAGGGGAAUCUGCGCGAUGCCGAGCACCUUCUCCUCGAAUCUCAGAAGCUGGACCCGACCAACGAGGUCACGCUGGCCAACCUGUUUGUGGUUGCCUCUCAUUUGGGCCGUCCGCAGGCCACUCUGGACGAGUACCUUAAGACGCUGAGUGAGGUGGCCCCGAAGAACCCGCUCCUCGGCGGAUUGAUGACUUUCCCCGCCACCGGCCCCGGCGUGCCCACAAUCACCGAAAGCCAGGUGACCACCUUCGACCAGCUCUUCGAUCAGGCUGCUGCGCGCAUCAGCGGCUGAAGGGUCUUUGCUUUCCACUGGCACGCGCAUACACACAUAUAUAAGUACAUGGGUGUGUGUGUGUGUCUAUUUUCCACACGGGCGUGCGUGUCUCCUCCCCCAGAUCUCGGGGCAUCUCUCGCAGAAGCGACUUUGCCCGCGCUUCCCCCGCCGCCUGGGUCCCAUGUCCACAGAAGCCCCCCUUUUCUGCUGUUCGGGCACCCGCCACCCCUCACACAUGCGAACACACGCACACGCACACA